Molecule: messenger RNA, 783 nt
Organism: Aspergillus heteromorphus CBS 117.55
Lineage: Eukaryota; Fungi; Ascomycota; Eurotiomycetes; Eurotiales; Aspergillaceae
Product: PDGFA associated 1 family protein
Exons: 3
Coding region: 10-783 (257 amino acids)
Cellular component (GO): cytosol
Molecular function (GO): RNA binding
Source: RefSeq, a predicted model, not a curated record
UCUCCCAUCAUGGCCCCUCGCGGUCGCGGAAAGUUCUCCAAGCCCUCUCGAGGAGGGGGGAAACGCUUCAGUCGCGAUACCCAGCCCGUCGACAAAGAUGGCAACCCUGUUGGUCUCUGGAGGGAACCCGACCAUGACGGCCCCUCCUCACUAUCCGAAGAGGAAGAAGACUCCGAAGAAUCGGGCUCCGACGAAUCCUCCGAGGACGAGAGCACCGCCAACAAUGUUCAUCCUGGCCCGUCUGCCUCUUCCUCCAUUCCCGGCGCCGAAAUGACGCGCGAAGAACGGCGCGCAGCUGCCAAAGCCAAGAAGCAGGCCGCACAGGCGAGGCGGAUGCAAACCGCCGCCCAGCCCGGCGAUCUACCGCCGUCAUCCGAUUCAGAGAGAUCGGACCUUGAAGACGACCAUGAGGACCACGAUGAGGACCUCCCCGCCAACCCAAACCACACGGCUAAAUCCCGCUCUCAGCUGAGCGAACCCUCGUCCGAGGAGCCGAAAGCGGGAGACCUGUCGCAGCUGUCGAGGCGGGAGCGUGAGGCGAUUGAGGCCCAGCAGGCCCGGGAGCGAUACAUGAAGCUCCAUGCAGAGGGGAAGACGGAUGAGGCUCGCGCGGAUCUGGCGCGACUGGCUCUCGUCCGCGAGCAGCGUGAGGCAGACCGGCUUCGUAAGGAGGCCGAGAAAGAGGAAAAGGCCGAGCAGGCGAAGCAGAGGGCUGCAGAAUUGCAGGCGAGGCUGCAGAAUGCGAAGGGUGGCAAGAAAAAAGGGGCACCAAAGAAGAAAUAA